AUGGUCCGUCUCAGCUCGGAGUCUCUCGCUACCCUGCUGCUCGGCACUCGGCUGGCCCGAGGUGAGAACCGCAGUGGAGGCAAGUCGGCCACAAAGUACAUUGUCAUGACCAAAGAGGGCGUCAACCCGGAGACUGUGACCGAGACGAUUGCACGUCAUGCCGACCUCCUCCCCCUAGGAGUUCCGGGGAAAUACGAGCCCAUCGACUGCGGCGACAUUUUCAGGGGCCUCGUGGUGAAGUCGCCCAUCACUGCACAAGAGAUCAAAGCCAUCGAUGGUGUGGUCCAUGCUUGGCCAGCCCAGCCCCUCUACCGGGAUACCGCAUCCUGCUGCACCUCCGGAGACGCCGCAUGCAACUGUUACUCCGAAAGGCGUGAAAAGAAACCGACUCACGAUUUGACCGGCGUCACAAAGAUACACAAAGACUCCAACUACGGCCUAGGGACCAAGAUUGCCAUCAUUGACAGCGGUAUCGACUACACCAGGUUGGACCUCGGUGGGUGUUUCGGCCCGCAGUGCAAGGUCGUCGGCGGACGUGAUCUCGUUGGACAAUCGUGGGACCCAGAGAACGAGCAUGAGAAGCCGAGAGUCCCCGGUGCCGAUCCUUUGUCCUUCUUCAGUCUCGGAACCCAGGCUGCGAGCAUCGCCGCUGGCCGACACAUCUGGAUGCAUGAUCUAGGUGUCGCGCCUUCUGCGGAUCUCCUGGCAUACAAAGUAUUCGCGGAAAACGGGACCACCACUUCUGAGGAAGUAGUCAUUCAAGCUUUUUGUGAUGCCUACAGGGACGGUGCCAGCGUCAUUCUGAGUCCAAACAUCGCUUCGACCUCGAAGCUCGAGCCGCCACACCUUGGAGAAUCCGCAUGGGGAACAGUGGCAAACCUUCUCACUUACAACGGGGUAGCUGUGGUCCUCGGUGCAGGGGACAAGGGCACAAAAUCUUUCUUCGCCAACUCUCGCUCCGGAGCCGAAGGCUUUGGCAUCUUGUCCGUGGCAGCCAUCAACAUGACGUGGAACGAUGAUAAGCUAAAGCCACGCCCAGCCGCCUUCACAUCAUGGGGCUCCAUGAAGGAUCUGCUCCUGAAACCAGACAUCGGCGCGCCAGGGGUUGACAUCGGGAUUGAGCAGUAUGACCGAGGCUUCAGCCUUCCCAGCGGCACUGCAAUGGCCGCACCAUACGUUGCAGGCAUCGCUGCUCUCUACCAUAGCCAACUUGGCGGACAACAUUUGGCUCCAUCCAGCUGGGCAACGGACUUCGCAGCAAGAGUCAUUUCAGGCGGCCAGAACGUUCAUUGGGGGCCCGACGACGCCCUCGCGCCCCCAUUCCUCGUGGGAAACGGCCUGGUAGACGCGCACAAAGUGUUGACUUCCAAAACGCUAUUGAAGUUUGAGCCCUUCGCCUUGCUCGACGAGGAGCACUUCCAACCAAACUGGACAUUCACCAUCAUCAACCAAAGCGCCAAAAAAGUCAAAUAUAAGUUCUCUCACCAGGCUCAUGCAGCAGUUGAACUUCACGCUCUCGAGUCAGGAGAACCUCGCUCGGUUGAGGUCCCGCUGAAUGUCCAUCUCCCUCAGUCGCAGCGUAUUGAGGGGGGGGGAAACGCCCAGUUCACGAUUACGUUCGAGCCCCCUAAGCACGACCAUGGCAAGUUCCUGUAUGGCGGCAAGAUCUGGAUUAAAGGAGACGAGGCAGGCGAGCUUUGCAUUCCCUACGGCGGUGUGUCUCACUGA
Molecule: messenger RNA, 1728 nt
Organism: Purpureocillium lilacinum
Lineage: Eukaryota; Fungi; Ascomycota; Sordariomycetes; Hypocreales; Ophiocordycipitaceae
Biological process (GO): proteolysis
Molecular function (GO): serine-type endopeptidase activity
Source: RefSeq, a predicted model, not a curated record